Molecule: messenger RNA, 1978 nt
Organism: Callorhinchus milii (elephant shark)
Lineage: Eukaryota; Metazoa; Chordata; Chondrichthyes; Chimaeriformes; Callorhinchidae
Product: gap junction gamma-1 protein-like
Exons: 4
Coding region: 181-1308 (375 amino acids)
Biological process (GO): cell communication
Cellular component (GO): connexin complex
Source: RefSeq, a predicted model, not a curated record
GUGUAUGAGGGAGGGGGCUGGGCUGGGGGAGAGGUUUGGGAGGAUUCCUACAUCACGUGGCUCUUCAGGUUUGGAGAUUUUCUUUGUUUGCGAAAAGCGGAGCGAACAGUACCGGAGUGUGUCCUCAGGAGUUAAUUCUGAAGAUUUUGCAGUGACCGAAUCACAUGAGCAGUGAGCACCAUGAGCUGGAGCUUCCUGACCCGGCUGCUGGAGGAGAUCCACAACCACUCGACCUUCGUGGGGAAGAUCUGGCUGACGGUGCUGAUCGUGUUCCGGAUCGUGCUGACGGCGGUGGGCGGUGAGUCCAUCUACCACGACGAGCAGAGCAAGUUCGUGUGCAACACGCAGCAGCCGGGCUGCGAGAACGUGUGCUAUGAUGCCUUCGCUCCGCUCUCCCACGUCAGGUUCUGGGUCUUUCAGAUCAUUAUGAUCUCGGUGCCGUCCAUCCUGUACCUGGGCUUCGCCGUUCACAAGAUCGCCCGCACAGAGGCCGUGCCCCCCCCGCGCCGGCGCCCCCCCCCCAUCGUGCACCGUGGCCCCGCGCGAGAUUACGAGGAGGCCGAUGGGGACGACGAGGAGGACCCCAUGAUCUGUGAGGAGAUGGAGCCGGAGCCACCGGCCGGGAAGGGGAGGCAGCCGAUGCCGGAGAGGAAGCAGCACGACGGGCGGCAGAGGAUCAAGCAGGACGGGCUGAUGAAGGUUUACGUGGCGUCCCUCAUCGCCCGCACCGGCUUCGAGGUGGGCUUCCUGUUCGGCCAGUACCUGCUGUACGGCUUCGAGGUGAUCCCCGGCUUCGUGUGCAGCACCAAACCUUGUCCACACACCGUGGAUUGCUUCGUGUCGCGGCCCACCGAGAAGACCAUCUUCCUGCUGGUCAUGUACGUGGUGAGCAGCUUGUGUUUGCUCCUCAACCUCCUGGAGCUGCUGCACCUGGGGGUGGGGGGCGUCCGGGACGGGCUGCGUGGCCGGAGACGCCGCGGCCCACCUGCCUCGGCCCCCGCGCACUCCCACGCGCCCCCCGGCUACCACUCCCUCCUCGCCAAGGAGCAGUACCGGCACCGACUGGCCAAUGGGGCCCCCGCAUUCGGCGGCCAACCCUCCGACGACCUCCAACAUCUGCGCCACCACCUGCACCUCGUCCAGCAGCAGCUGGACAUGGCCUUCCGGAACCAUCCGGCCGCAGAGCCGGGCAGCCACUCCCGCAGCGGCAGCCCCGAGUCCAACAGCACAGCCGCCGAGCAGAACCGACUGAACUCGGCUCAGGAGAAAGAGGGGGCGCCGGCUGCGUGCGCAGGGGUGAAGGGAUGAGGGCGAAGUGGAGCCUGAACUCGGUACCACACAAUGACUGGAAGAUUGCAGCAGCUGAUGUGACGAUUCCGGGGUGGGUGGUGGGGGGCAGUUUCAAAGGGUGGGGGGUGGGUUCUAGUUUUUAAUAGGUGCUGAGUGGAGGAGCCGGGUUUAGUACUGGGUCUUUGGUGCUGUUUGGUGGCUGGUGGUUGGGGGGUUCCCUCCCCACACCCCCACCCGUGCCCACCCCGCCUUCUCUCAAGGUUUGUACUUUUGUUGAAUUUAUAGAUGCGUCUUCUUCGUUGUUGUAGCGUUUAGGUCUCAUUUACGAGCGUAGAACAUUCCAGAUCACUUGCUGAUCAGCCUAUUUUUCUAUAUCUAUUUUCGGGGAAUCGGUGGUGUGGAUGAGGAACUGAGGAAAAGUGAGUGACGCUGUGGGGGGGGGGGGGAGGAAUGUGAGUCCUGACAUUUCAGACCAGAGGCUGCUGUCCUCUGAUUCUGACAUCUGGGGUGUGGGGGGGGGCCUGUUUACAGUUCCCGGCCUUGUUGUUUACAGAACCAUGGCCUCCCCCUCGCUCGCUCCCUGUGGGGGUGGAGGGAGAGGGGGGGGUGAACCAGCACAUUUUUAACCUUUGUACUUGGUCUAACUGAAUUUUGUACUUUUUUUUAGAAAAAUAUAAAGAUUCACAAA